AUGGCACGCACAGCAGAAGCUAGGAACGACAGGCAUGUUUAUCGUCUUUCGUUGAAAAAGACUAAAGACAGAGAAGAGAAGAUGGGUCAAGCAGACGAGAAUGGCAGCCAAGGGAUGGAGGCAGAGCUACUCGCUGGGACAAAUGUUGAGGCGGUGGAGCAAAGCGACGUUCGUCCAAUGAACCCACAGCCGCCGGUUUACAAAACCCUCCACAAAACUUUGGAACAGUUCGGCGAAGAAUGUUAUGAACAAAAUGAAACCGAAGUUUUGAGCGAUGAUGGGGAGCUCGACUGGUAUGAAGAAAGCGUCAAAAAGUUCAAAAACGACCAGACAGAUGACGUCGAAGAAGAAGAAAUUUAUCUCUCUCACCAACAGAAAGAAAAGUUUAAAAAAAGAAAACGACGUGAUCGAGAUUUUUAUAAACCCCUCAUCAAGAAUGAAAAGGAGCUAGAUAGAAUGAUCAAAAAGGAGCCUAGAAAAUACAAACGAUGUAUUCUAAAGAUUGAAUCCUCGCACAAGUCCAUAGCCAAGGUUCUGGAAAAAGGAAAUGACGCCAUUUGCGAAAUCUUGAUCAACGGACGAUCGAAAUGUGGACAAUCCUACAUGGACGACGAAGUUGUGGUGGAAAUCGUGAACCCUCGGCGUGCUGGCGACGCCCCGUCUGAACCAGUUUCUCGUGGAGGAGUAAGAAGAGAUGCAGAUAACCUUGCAUAUGGGGAUGUCGUGGGUAUGUACCCGUCUAAACGAAAACGCUUCAAAGACGUGGACCAUCCCGUGCUGUUCUGUACUUUGGAUGAGAUGGAAGACCAUCUCAUGAAGCCUCUGUGCAAAACCGUACCAAAAGUGCAUGUCCUGCACAACACGAUCAAAAAUACAGAUCGUGGGAAGGUAAAGAACAGAGUGGAGAUCAAGCGCAUUGUUAACGGUUAUGUGCAGAGUGAACGUGUCAUGAAGAUCGAUCCAGAAAAGCGAGACCUGUAUAUCUUUAGAGUUGCUGUGCUGACAUGGAGUCACCAGAACAUAUACCCUCUGGGUGCCGUCUUAGAAGUUGGCAUCGGAGGUACAGAUUUUUCAGGACUCGAAGUACUGUGCCUGCAACAACAAGUUCGCAAGCUCUAUCCGAGAAAUGUCGUACAAGAAGUCGACAAUCUACUGGCGGAGACAUCUAUGUUAGGACGACAUGAUAUUACAAAUGAAAAAGUCUUUACCAUCGAUCCUCCGGGGUCUAAAGAUCUGGACGACGCUCUCAGCAUCAAGAAGGAAGGGCAGGACUUUGUAGUCGGCGUCACAUUGCUGACGUGGCAUCUGUCGUUAAAAAAGGUUCUGAAGUCGACGAGGAAGCCAAGAAAAGAGCAGUCACUUUCUAUCCGUCGUAUCGCAGACCAUAUUCUAUGUUGCCAGAACCACUCAGUCACGGGAAGUGCAGUCUUCUUGCAAACCAAAUUCGUCCAACCGUGUCUGUGUUCUUUCAUUUUGACAAAAGCGGAAUCCUGCGAAAGGACAAAGAUCCACGAAACCCUCGUAUCGGAGACUUGCAUGACACUGAAGGCGACGUCGAAGCUCCAUGCCCUGGUGGAAGAACUCAUGAUCCUAACCAACAUACACAUUGCAAAGUGUCUGAAGGCCAAUCCUCUCUAUGCCAACGUUUUGAUUCUACGCUCGCACAAAUCGCCGACACAACAACAGCUGGCAGAGUGGCGCCACAAGGAGGGAAACGUAGCCAACCUCGUCUUGAAGCUGCAGGGCAAGAAGACGAGUCCAGGCCACAAGCUGUCACUGGAGGCUGGUUGGGACGAGCGACAGCACGUGGUGGUGCAAGAAAAUAUCUGGACGAAGCUUGCUCUCUGCUUUGAGACAGGGAAUUGGGCAGAAGCCAGAAAGCUGGCGUGUACAGAUGCCCUUCAUCCACUGCAGUGUCUCGCCAACGAGCAUUGGAUCGAGAUGAUGGAGACUGCCGAGUACAAGUGCGCGUACGGCUUGAAUGAACCGGAUGUCUCGCACUUCGAUCUGGAAGUCACGUGCUACACGCAUUUCACGUCCCCAUCAGGCGGUACGCCGACCUGCACGUUCAUCGACUACUGCACGCCUAUCUCGACGGCCAACCACCCGACUCUCUCAUCAACUCAGCGUACUUGUUCUUCAGAAAGACUGGAUCGCACGUUGAGAAAGAUUUCCAGACAUGUUGCAAGACACGAUUUUCCGACUCUUCCAAGAACAGGAGUAAAGUACAUCACCUCUGAACUUGGCAAGGCAUUUUCAGAUACAAGAUCCGAAACUAGAGAUGGUGACAAUAAUGAAAUCCGCUCUUGCCUCUUUCAAGCGCAGUUUUCUCCUGGGCAAGUUCUUCAAGUACAAAUGUCUGCCAAGCCUAGCAGGGGUCUACUGAGUCCUCAGCUGGACCUUGUUCAGUUGACUCGCAACGUGACGAUCUGCACACGACACCUAAAGGACUCUGUCACCUGUCUGUCUCGGCCAGCCACGCAGGUGGUGCGUGACAAGGGUUUCACGAACCACAAAGACUAUUUGGACGCCUGGAUGCCCUUACUAGAAAUGGAAGCGGCGGCUGAGGCUGGGGACUCUGGUCUUGGGACGAUGGUCGAAAAUGUGAGAGUGACGAUAAAGAGAGAAGCGAGCUCGAGUGGUUCAGGUCCUGCCGUUUUCAGAGGAACAUUUCGAUUACCGACUACGUUCUGCUUCAACCGUUCCAUCGAGUUUGGUGGGGCGGAACCUGAAAGUCUCAAAGACGAUGAAGAGUUGACGGGCACACCUUCCUGUCCUCUGGACUACCUGUGCAUUCGUUAUCAGGUGAACUGCGGUUCCAUAAUUAAGUCCAAAGCGCAAGCGUCUUCAUUCGCACCUGUCAUCGACACGCACUUUACCUGGGUCGGACACGCUGGAGUUGUCAGCGUAAAGAAGGUGACUGCAGGCAGAGGCGGACAUGAAAGAAUAAAAUCAGGCAGCAAAAAGAAUAAAGCUAAAGACAAAAAACAACAGGAAGAAGUCUUUGUAGAAGUUAGCUUCUUGCUUACUCACAACAGCCCCCAACCGCCGCCACAGCUGAUGGUAUCCGAGGGUGCAUGUAUUUUUGGAAAUUAUGCCGAAAACGGAAGUAACCAGACGUGCUCAGGAGAUGCUGUGCGAGAUCAAGAAGGAAGGAUGCGAACUCGCCCAGGCGCUCGCUUAUGGCACCAAACAAGUCCCUCCACUCUAGACGAGCGUCACCUGAAUCUCGGAAGGAGAAGCAGCUGUGAAGUGAAUGUCAGAGGACUUGGUGGCAAGCCACUGCCGGGAAACAACGAUCGUCAAGCUAAAGCGAUUCAGACGGCAUUGACAAAUACUUUGUCUACCAUACAAGGACCCCCAGGAACAGGAAAGAGCUACACAGGUGUGAAACUGGUGUACUUGUUCAACAAAAUCAACCAGCAGCUUGCCAGAGAAGGAAAGGGAAAAAAGAAAACGAUUCUGUUUUGUGGACCAUCAAACAAAUCCGUGGACCAUGUUGCAAGGAUUCUGAAAGAACGCCUCGGUGCAAGCUGUCCAAAGCUGGUCAGAAUGUAUGGAUCUGCCAUAGAAACAAAGGAUUAUCCCAUUCCUCAAACUCACGUGCAGACAAGACGUGGUACCAAAGAUCUCAAGAGUGAUCCAAGUCUUCAGGAAAUUAGCUUGCAUCACAUCAUUCGAAGAAACGGCAAUAAGCACGCUGAGGAAAUAAACCAGCUCGACAACUUCUUUGCUCGUUGCCUGGAAGAACCUAAUAAGUACAAGGCUACCAGAGAGGACUUGGAACGCCACCGUGAACUGGUCAACAAGGCUUCUAUAGAAGAACUCGGCAACUACGAGGUCAUCCUCACAACCUGUGCAAUGGGUGGCAACAAAAAGUUGGUCAAAGGAGCUAAAGAACAAAUAUUUCAAGUGAUCAUUGACGAGUGCGCCAUGUCACCGGAGCCACACAGUCUGGUGCCCAUUGUGGCCAACAAGGCCAAGCAGGUGGUCCUCAUCGGAGACCACAAGCAGCUCCGUCCAAUCAUUCGCUGCAAACAGGCGGAAGAGCUGGGCCUGGAUCAGUCCCUGUUUGAACGUCUUUACGAAAAGUACCCCAAGCAGCGAGUGUUCCUUGAUAAGCAGUACCGAAUGCAUCCCAAAAUUUGCGAGUUCCCAUCCCGUGCAUUCUACGAUGGAAAACUGAUCACAGAAAGUUCGUUUCUGUGGGAAGGUGAGCCGCUUCCAUUCUGGACGCCUGACCGUCAGACGCAAAAAAAGAUUCCUCACUUGUUAGUGGACAUCAAAGGAAACGAAGAAUGCUUAACGGUGUCCACUGAAGAAGGCAACGAGAAAUCGAAGUCCAAUGUACAAGAAGUGGAAAAAGUGGCUGAGAUCUUUGUGUACCUCAAGAAGGAGUUCAAGCUAGAUGUGGCCAACAUAAAAAUCUUGUCUCAGUACAAUGCUCAGCGCAACCUCAUCGAGCAGAGACUCCUCCAGCUUUGUGAGGACCGCGAGGUGUUCGACCGUUACGACCAGCACAAGGUCAACGUCAGUACAGUUGUGUCGAGCCAAGGAGGAGAGUGGGACUACGUGAUCGUGAGCACAGUUCGCUCGCUGCCAUCCUACAAGAUAGAGCCACACGCCACACUGGGAUGGUGUCACCAAAACAUGGGUUUCAUCACCGACCAGAACCAAGUCAACGUGGCCCUCACGCGGGCCCGCCGAGGGCUCAUUAUUGUGGGUGACAAAGAACUUCUUGAAUGCGAUCCGUUGUGGAAAGACCUGAUACAAAGCUACGAACACGAACAUUGCAUAAAGAAAGCCGGUGAAUUUCCACCUCCGCCAAGUAGAAGGCGUCGUCGUCGUAAUUAAUCCAGCUUCAUGAGACUAAAGUUCUCAAGCACCGACUGUAGUCCUGCGCAUCAAGAUGAACUGAAUCGCGAUUUGAACUCAUCCUCUGGUGUGCUGCCAGUGACGACAGCCAGUUUUAUCAGAAGUCGUGGUAUAUGUCAGCUAUUGACAUAGCAACCGUGAUACAAUGUGAGAGACAAUGACAAAUCUUUAUUAACGAGGGCAAUAGAAUAAACUAAGGUGGUGCUUUUUUCCGUCGCCCUCAGCGCCAUGCAAACAAAGAAACGAAAUUCUCAACCCUAAGAGGAAAAAAAACAGCCCAAUAAAACAAGAAGAAAAUCAGAUAUAUUGUACAAAAAUGGGGAAUUACAAAAUUCCAGUAGCGAGUUAUGGAGGCCUACAUUGUAUGGGAAGCCCCAGAAGCAGAGAGAGAGUGGUUCAGUGGCGCCAGGUGUAAGGGGUUGUCAUCAAACUUUUGCGUUCAAAUUUUAAAUGUAUAUUGUACUUUUUCUGCACUUGAUAAACUUGCCUAUUUAAACGAGCAGGUGAUGUAGUCUUUGUUACUAUUGCUACUGUAAAUCCACAACUUUCCCCCCCUCCACCAUCCCCAAAUUAAAAGACAUUAGAAGAGUAGAGAGUUUUAUGUUGAGGGAUCUGGCCCUCAAACCGACGUUUAAAAAGUUGUUAAUAUUUUACUGCUGUUUGAAACAUUUUUCUUUAUAGUAUUAACUUUUUAACUGGCAUAUUAAAACGUGCAAUACUAAGCACAUGUGCAGGCAGCUUAAUAACAGCACUUGAAAAUGUAAAAAAUGUAUAUUCCUUAGCAAUUUUUUAAGCGAAACACUACUGUUAUAAUAUUUAAAACAAUUUUGAAAUUAAAAAAAAAAAACGGUUAUUUAAAAAGAAUGAAACUGAAGAAAUCUCGAUUCUGUUUUAUGAAUUUUUUUUUAACACUAAUUCAGUUCAGUGCUGAUACAGAUUUAUGUUUCCAUUUCGAUUACUGCAGGUUUAUCUGCUAUUUGUAUUAAAACCAUUGCCUUGAAGUAUGAAUAUUUCCAUAAUGAAAAGCUCCAGAUGACUCAGAUCGGUUGUGUUAAGGGAGACAGGGAAAGGGGAGAGUUCCCGCUCUCCACUGCCUCCAUCAAUCCCUUCCUUCAACACAACCAACGAACUCAGGCAGGUCUGUGAAAUCUUCAGCUCGAUGGCUUCAGUAAAAGAGUUAAGCGAACAGACUCCACACUUAGUGUUGGACAACUUCAGCAGUUUAAAGACAAUGCUGAGUUAAUAUUCUACUGUUUUUGUAAUCGUUUACGGCAGAUAGGUUGGAAACUAGAAGCAGAAUCCACGAAGGUAGAACAGAGAAGGUCCCUAUUUGCCAGAGUAGAAAUAUAAGCAGCAUCUGUAUACUGCGGAACGGAUGUUGGGUUCGGACAAAGGUCUGGCUUCAUCCUGUGAAUGCCUCGUCUAGUAAAAGUUCAGCGAAAGUGUAUCUAUUAUGCAUAAUAAUUAUUUACAACGGAUAUCACGCAAACAGGAUUGUUUCCUUUUGCUGAGAUCUGUGUAUACACUGUAGCCAUUCCUUACUGAAGUUUUAUUUUUAAGACUGCAUAUUUGUAAAACCUUUGUUGUGUAAAUAACAAUAUCGACAAAGAUUUAUAUUUUUUUUAAGUUUUAAUGGCACCUUAGUGCAAAGAGGAUCUGCUUGAUUAUAUAGAAGGACACCAAUAUGUAUGGGUGAGUAAGAAGUGUGAGUGACCUGCGUGUGAGAUGCUGGGAGACAGAACUGUACAAAUGCUUUGUUAUGACAGCUAUGCCAAAGAAAUUGAGGAAAAUGUGUUCUUUUCCAAAUCUGAUUUGUUUCUUACUGUGAUAUAGUGUUUGUUUUCAGUUUUCAAACUUUUUCCAAACGAGUACCAUUUUUGAAAAUUCGAGUUGACCGAGUACCACCUCCCAACCCUAAAGCCGUUUUGCCGCAAGGUGUUACGAUCCCGCUGGAACUCAACCCACUCUUUCCCCACCCCAGGGAGUUACUUAGGUGCUAUAGGUUUUAGUAGAGUAGGUAGGUAGGUUAGAAUAGAUGCAGUACAGUAGUUGUAUGUGUAAAUUAUGUAAAUAAAUAUAUGUCUUUGAACUUA
Messenger RNA from Pomacea canaliculata, 6968 nucleotides. RefSeq names its product helicase with zinc finger domain 2-like. NCBI's taxonomy places the organism in Eukaryota, Metazoa, Mollusca, Gastropoda, Architaenioglossa, Ampullariidae. The record is from RefSeq and is a predicted model, not a curated record. Gene Ontology annotation, molecular function: RNA nuclease activity; 5'-3' DNA helicase activity; RNA binding.